CCAAGGAGGUGUGGCACAGUGCCUAGGGUCGUUCAGUGUUGCCCAGAAAGUCAGCGCGUGCACAAGGCUCUUCCUCUCUCACUAACAACUCCGCUACACUCGCCCGAAAUGAGUUGGCCGUCAGCCUACGGUUACAAGUACACUCCCAUCGGCCUCCGCCAGCGGGAGAAGAAGGAUGACGCCUCAGGCACGCGUUCCAUCUGCACCACCGUCCACCUGCCACAAGGGGGACACCUGCUGGACAUCGAGAGGCAGUAUGGUAUCGAUGGAUCCAUGUCCAAACGGGAGACGCAGAACAUGGAGCCCUCCGCCGUGCCUCCGGUGACCCGACCUCCCAUCAGGGCCUCGUCCCCGAUCUUCGGCGGAGACUUCGACCCUCACGCCUACGAGCCCCGAUCCUUCGCUCCCUCGGACUUCGAGCGACAGGCGGACGAUAUCAUCGCAAACUUCCGCGCCAGGCAGGGCUUGCCCCUUGAGGACGCCCGGGAGGCGAUCCAGUAUUUGGACGACACUUACGGGAAACUCUCGAACACGUUGCGUAAAGAGUCAGCUAACCACUUCCUGUCCUGGGGUUACCUGGGAGGAAAACCAGGCCAGCAGUUUGUGUCUUCUCUUGACUAUUAACACAGACCAAGAGGCGGCACUCUCAAACCCCUCAGACACGUGAGAAGGGCUAUGAGGAAGGCAGAAGAGGAAGAUUACUACUACUAAACGGUUGAAGGAGACCUCCACCACACAUCCCUCGACCCCCAGCCACCAAUCCCCCGGGCGACAACACACACACAUAUUGCGUUUUAAGGCACCGACUGACUGCUGGCCACACCACCAGGUCGUACGAUCGACGGAUGGGCUGAUGCUAUUCACAACUGCCCAGCUUCGACGAGCUUGUGGGCCACCGCGCUGCAGGAAGAGCUCAUAGUGAGACGUCUCUUCACACACUUGGGGGCAGAGAGAGAAAGAGAGAGAGAGAGAGAGAGAGAGAGAGAGAGGAUCGAACCGACAAGGGCUCUUCUCCUCUCCCAGAGCCUGAGAAGUCUCUCUGUGACAUCUCUUCACAGGCGCGAUGGACAGACAAGACCUCGUUACAUCAGUCUGUACCACUGACGGAGUCUGUGGCCUCAUCUCCUAUCUUCUACGUGGGUUCACAAGUGUUGGCUUCUCUACCUUCCGUUGAUGUAGACGGCAGGGCUGAAGCAUAUCACUGAGGGCUCAGCGUGUUGAAGGGACGCAAACUCCGUCUCGUACAGAGAUUAGAUAUUCACUGAAAACUUCAGAGAGACGCAAACACUUAAAACUUCAGAGACGCAAACACUUAAAACUUCAGAGAGACGCAAACACUUCAAACUUCAGAGAGACGCAAACACUUCAAACUUCAUUCAGAGACGUAAAAGCUAAACUCAUGGAGACUAUAUCUUGUUAAAAUUUGUGUUCCACGUUAAAGUUUCCUCAGUAACACAAAAUUUGACUGAACUUUCAUUUUGUUGGUAACCAAUUUCCCAAUUAUGUUUCGACCCAUCUCUCACACUCGUGCAUUUUGUAUAUGAAAUUGGCAGAACAACAAUAUACUUUGCACGCAGUGACUUAUAUAUUAAAUGAAGAAAAGCAAAAAUUUAAAAACAAAAUACAAAAAAAAACUAAAAAAUAGGCCUAUAAUGUUACUUUCAUCAAUUAAUUUCAGUUUGAGUUCCCCAAAGGAAGAUGUUUCUCUUAACACAAGGGUUUUUUUUUCCUAACAUCUUCAACAUUCAAACAA
Procambarus clarkii (red swamp crayfish) is the source of this 1753-nucleotide messenger RNA. RefSeq lists its product as uncharacterized. The record is from RefSeq and is a predicted model, not a curated record. Lineage: Eukaryota; Metazoa; Arthropoda; Malacostraca; Decapoda; Cambaridae.